UGAAGUGCCGGAAAGGAUGUCAGUUGCCGCGGUGACAGGGCAGAGGUGGAGACGUUGGAUGCGUUCCCCGGCCACCGGCUUCCCCCCGCCAUCUCUCUCUCUCUCUCUCUAUCUCAAUCUUAUUUCUGUUUGUGUCCGCCUUGGUUAAAACAAACAAGAAAAUAUGAACGGGACGCCGGUGCCUCCCUGGCAGGACUGUAAGCUGCGCUUGUCACAACUUGGAUUCAUUGACAGCUGAUCGUUGCUGGUCUUUGUAGAAGGAGGAGAAGAAGCGUUUUGCCAUGGGCAGGUCCUACAUCUCUUGUUUAUUCCCAGCUUCAUGGCAUUUCAGCUUCUCUCCUUCCACCUGCCCACGUCCAUUCAACACCACUUUCCGUCAGUUGACAGCUCUUGCAUUGAUCAUUGUUCUCACAACUUUACUGUAUGUUCUGCUCGUUUUGGAUAAGACUGGAUGGGGACGAUUGUACCAGGACAAAGGAGAUAGGCACCUGACCAAAUUGUUGGACAUGGAAGCUACUGACAUUGAGAACCCUUACUUAAACUACGGCAUCGUGAUAGACUGUGGAAGUAGUGGCUCGAGGCUCUUUGUGUACUGCUGGCCAAGACACAAUGGGAAUCCACACGAUCUGCUCGACAUCAAACAGAUGAGGGGCAGGAACAGACAGCCUAUUGUGAUGAAGAUCAAACCAGGAAUUUCAGAGCUGGCAGCCACACCGGAGAAAUCCAGUGAUUACCUGGCACCUCUUCUGAAUUUUGCUGCAGAUCACAUUCCUCACUCGAAACACCAAGAGACUCCACUAUACAUCCUGUGCACGGCUGGGAUGAGGAUUUUGCCUGAAAACCAGCAAAAUGCCAUUCUUGAAGAUCUCCGUACAGAUAUUCCACUGAACUUCGAUUUUCUCUUCGCUGACUCUCACGCAGAAGUCAUUUCAGGCAAGCAAGAAGGAGUUUAUGCUUGGAUUGGAAUUAACUUUGUCCUGGGACGAUUUGACCACAUCAGUGACGGCGAGGAUUCGGUUGUGGAAGUCAAGGUUCCUGGCACAGAGGCCCAGGCAGCUGUUGUCCGGAAGAGGACAACUGGUGUCCUGGACAUGGGAGGGGUUUCUACUCAGAUAGCCUAUGAAGUCCCCAAAACUGUAAGCUUUGCCUCUUCACAACAGGAGACGGACAGGAUUGGAGAAUACAGCCAAAGUUUGCUGCGUGGUUGGCUCAAGUGGCAGAGGAUGUGUGGCAUCCUUUGUGUUUUCCAUCAUUGCUUGGCUCUGGUGUUAGUCCACUGGGUCUUGGAACUACUCUGCAUGGCCGAGGUCAAGGGGCAGCAGGUCUCCAGGAUUCAGCUCCGAUUGGCCGGCCGGAGGAAGAAAGGCAAUGAGGGACGGGUUGAGGUCUACUAUGACGGCGAGUGGGGAACCAUCUGCGAUGACGACUUCUCCAUCGCCACAGCCAACGUCAUCUGUAAGGAACUCGGCUUCCUCCAUGCAGAAAACUGGGUCCCUGGCGCCAAGUAUGGCAGAGGGAAAGGCAGGAUCUGGAUCGAUAACGUGCGAUGCACUGGCAGUGAGAAGAGCCUGGCAGCUUGCGAUUCGAACGGCUGGGGCGUCACCGAUUGCAAGCACACGGAAGACGCUGGAGUAGUGUGCAGCGAGCAGAGGGUGCCUGGCUUCAGGUUCGCCAAUGCCCUUGACAACAAUAUUGAGGAAGAGCAGCUACAAGUGCAAGAUGUUCGCAUCAAGGGUGUUUUCGGCUCCUCCAGGAAACGCCUGCCUGUUACCGAGGGCUAUGUCCAGGUGAAGCAGGAUGGUGAGUGGAAACAGAUUUGUGACACCGACUGGACGGCCAUGAAUAGCAGAGUCAUCUGUGGCAUGUUUGGAUUCCCGGCAGAGAAAGGCUAUAACACAAAGAUUUACAAGAUCUUUGCGAGCAGGAAGAGACACACUUACUGGCAGUACAACAUUAACUGCAUGGGCAACGAGGCCCACCUGUCGAGCUGCAGCCUGGGCCACUCCGAGGCCAGCUCUAAUGGCUCGUGUGUGAGCCACAUGCCUGUGAUCGUUAGCUGUGUGGCUGGGCGUCCCAUUGCUGCUCUCAGCACUACCCGGGUUCGGAAGGCCUUCCAGACUGAGAGACCGCUGAUCCGUCUCCGGGGAGGUCCGAGGAUCGGAGAGGGAAGGGUGGAGGUGAUGAAGAAUGGACAGUGGGGGACGGUGUGUGAUGACCGCUGGAACCUGCAGGCGGCCAGCGUGGCCUGUCGAGAGCUGGGAUUCGGCACGGCCAAGGAGGCUUUAACCGGAGCCAGAAUGGGCAAAGGGAUCGGCAUGACCCACCUGAAGCAGGUCUCGUGCACAGGCUUUGAGAGUUCUCUCACUGCCUGCCAGUUUAACCAGAACAACCUGUGUGGUCACAAUGAAGAUGCUGCGGUGCGCUGUAACAUCCCCGACAUGGGCUUCGAGAAACAGAUUCGCCUGGUAGGAGGACGUACUCCGUUUGAGGGACGUGUGGAAGUGCUCGCAAAGAGGAACGGAGGCCUCAGAUGGGGCACUGUCUGCAACAGCAACUGGGGCCUCAUGGAAGCGAUGGUGGUGUGCAGACAGUUAGGCCUGGGCUUUGCUGACCACGCAGUUCAGGAGACCUGGUUCUGGGGAGGUGACCCAUCUGCUGAUGAAGUAGUGAUGAGUGGUGUGAAAUGUUCGGGCACGGAGCUGUCCCUUUUCCAGUGUCUUCACCAUGGCGAGGAGCUCGACUGCCCUAAUCGAGGGGGACAGUUUGCUGCCGGGGUCUCGUGUACUGAAGCCGCGUCUGACCUGGUGCUGAACCCACGGGUGGUUGAAGAGACCACGUACCUGGAGAAUCGGCCCCUGUCCAUGCUGGCAUGUGCCAUGGAAGAGAACUGUCUGUCCAGCACUGCUGUCGGCCUGCCACCUCUGUCCAGCUUCCGUCGCCUGCUCAGGUUCUCCUCUCAGAUCCACAACAACGGGGAGGCUGACUUCAGGCCUAAGGCAGGCCGCCAUGCCUGGGUCUGGCAUGAGUGUCACAGGCACUACCACAGCAUGGAGGUGUUCACCACCUAUGACCUGCUGCUGCUGAAUGGAACAAGGGUUGCUGAGGGACACAAGGCCAGUUUCUGCCUCGAGGACACCGAGUGUGACUCAGAGGACCAGAAGAACUACCAGUGUGACAACUUUGGUGAGCAAGGGAUCACAGCGGGUUGCUGGGAUACGUAUCGCCAUGACAUCGAUUGUCAGUGGAUCGAUGUGACGGAUGUCUCUCCAGGGGAGUAUGUGCUCCAGGUUGUCAUCAAUCCAAACUUUGAGGUGGUGGAAUCGGACUAUUCCAAUAAUGUGGUGAAAUGUCGCUGCAAAUACGAUGGACAUCGCAUCUGGGCUUACAACUGUCAUGUUGGUGGCUCUUUCAGCUCGGAGUCCGAAGAGAUUUUUGACCACUUCCCUGGAUUAAUGAAUAACCAUCUGUCGAGUUGGUAACACUGCAGGAGAGAUGACCACUUCAGUAAUAGUGACCGUAGACCAAGGGAUGCCCGGUGAAGUACUGUCAAUAGCGUGGACUGAUACCUAUGCAUGGUUGUCAAUGCAAUAUUGGUGCUACUGUUUCCACUGUAAGGAUAGUGUAUUGCAGGAGCACAAAACCAUCUUCCUGUGCUGUCUGGUGUUAGGUCCAUUGCACCCAGCUGCUUGGAGCCACUUCACCAAAAGAAAAACACACACCAAAUUCACACUUUGGCUUCAGUCUGAAGCUGUGUGUCCCCCUCUCUCUCUCUCUCUCACUCUGCCUCUCUCUCUCUGUGUUAGGCUGUGGGUGGCAGACACGAGCAAAGCUGGUGUGCAUUGUGGUUCACGCCAGGAUUGAGAGAGAGAGAGAGAGAGACCUGUAGCCAAGGAGAGCUGCUGCAGUGGUGCUUAAAAUGUCUUUAGGUUCUUGUACCUCGAGCCCUCCAAAGGGCAAAGCCAUAUCUCAGCCAAAAGGGGAUGGGGUGGGGGGAGGGAAGGGGGAUUGUGGAGAACAGGUGGGGACUGGGGGAAGGGGGCUGUUGUUGAACGCAUUGCUGACCCAAGUGGCACACAGAUACCAGUACCUUCUCAAAUCGGAGUGCACAGGCUUUUAACAUUCAUUUAAGAUUCGUUUCUCUCGACCUUUUUUGUAAGCCUACUCAAUCCCGUCUGCUUUGUAUGAGAUGCAGCAGUGUGUCCUGACGUUGGAUAUUUACCUGAACUGUAAAGGGAAAAAAAACCUCCAUCAGUAAUAAAACCAGCUACAGUGA
Messenger RNA from Stegostoma tigrinum, 4273 nucleotides. It is a transcript of the gene entpd4, whose product is annotated as ectonucleoside triphosphate diphosphohydrolase 4. NCBI's taxonomy places the organism in Eukaryota, Metazoa, Chordata, Chondrichthyes, Orectolobiformes, Stegostomatidae. The record is from RefSeq and is a predicted model, not a curated record. The transcript is spliced from 21 exons. Gene Ontology annotation, cellular component: membrane. The coding region runs from base 282 to 3479 and encodes 1065 amino acids. Gene Ontology annotation, biological process: nucleoside diphosphate catabolic process; peptidyl-lysine oxidation. Gene Ontology annotation, molecular function: copper ion binding; protein-lysine 6-oxidase activity; nucleoside diphosphate phosphatase activity.